GGCGACAGUCUUGUGGCACUCGGAAAUUUCAACCGAGCCUCAGAAAAAAACGAUUUUCUCAUAAAUCGUUGAAAUUAUAGCUGUGUCAUUUGGACAAGAAAAAGACAAAUACUAGACUAAUCAUGGCGAACACAAGCCCUCUCAUGAAGGAAAAUAAGGACUUGUCCUGUUACUUUGUCACCAAGCACUCGUGGCGUGGCAAGUAUAAGAGGGUCUUCUCUGUCGGCACUCUUGGUAUUACAACAUACAAUCCAAACUCAUUAGAAGUCACCAAUCAGUGGCCGUACAAUGAGGUAAUCAGUAUUGUGCCGAGUGUUAAGUCGCCAACCAACAAUGAGUUCCUCAUCACCAUGAAGCGUGGCAACAAGAAAGUGGACACCAUGAAGUUUUCCACGGACCACAGAGCUGAUGUGCUCACCGAGGCUCUGCGCUUUAGAAAAUUGUUCACUGAGAAGAAUGGGACAACCAAGCGGUUUAAUGCUUACAAGUGUCAUUGGUCAGAGACCCGUGUACCGGUCAUCUUGGAGGUCAACCAGGGCUCACUGGACCAGCUUCAUCCGGCCACAGGGUGCUGUCUCUGUUCGUACGAUUACAAGGAUAUGGAAGGAUUGACGCAGGUUUCGGAUUAUCCUGGGGGCGUAGCUGUGAUACACGGUGGAUUCAGUCGACUGCACUUGUUUGCCCUGGAUCAGAGAGAGGAACUGAUCAAGGCAUUACAAGAAAGCGCUGGUGCUUACGUGGGUAUCGCAAUCAAACAGCGGAAGGAGCCAAUUAAACAUGACCAGUUUCUUGAACACAAGUUUGGAAAAUACAGCACGGAUGAAGCUCUCACUUCUUACGCAGAAUUCAUCGUUCAAAAAGUAGAGUCAAGAAAUGUGGACCCGGUGCGCCGGACGCUAUGUCUGACUGAGACAUGUCUGGUUGAGAGAGACCCAUCCACCUAUAAUGUGGUGACGUGUAAACCAUUAUGUGAUGUAUUUGCUCUCGUGCGAGAUCAAGAGAACCCUCAGAAGUUCAGCGUGGAGUAUGUGAAAGGGGCGAUACGCAGCUACACGUCGACAGACAGGGAUGCAUUAAUAGCGUCAGUAUUAGACGGUGUGAGAGCGUCGGGGAAUCGAGACGUCUGUGUCAAAAUGAGGCUGACCAGGAGAGGCUGCCGACUAGGACCAUUCACUGUGCCAGUGGAUGAAGAGGUGGAGAGUCAACAUAUGAAAUUCAUUCAGGCUCCUACGGAUGGUAUGAAUUUCGCUGGUGCAGUGGAACGAUUCAAUGCCAACAUAUCAUACAGCGGGUUGCUACAUGCUGUCACUCAGGAUGGGCUAUUUGCCGAGAACAAAGAGAAGUUGAUCAAUGGGACGCUAUCAGCAUUGCUAGACCGCCAGGGUGACCAGAACACCAUCUCUGCCGAAGACUUGGAGGCCCAAUUCCAUGCACUACGAAGACUGGUCGCAUCAAAAGCGGGAUUCCAGGCCUUUACGUCGAUGCCUAAAAUGAGGGAGAGUGUAGGCCUGAAGGUGGUGAAGGCCUUGAAGAGGAAUGAUGAUGGCGUGACUCAUGCUGCAAUUGACAUGCUAAAUGCCCUUAUGCAGCCAAUGCACGAUGAUUAUGAUCUCCGUCGAGAGCAGAUGAACAAGGCAUCGUUGAUGUCAUCAAAGAAAUUCUUAGAAAAUCUUCUCGACAUGUUUAAGAACCAUGUGGUACGAGGGACUGGUGCAUUAGUCAUCACUGCCAUGUUGGAUUUCCUCACAUUUGCUUUGUGCGCCCCCUAUAGUGAAACAACGGACGGAACUUACUUUGACAAUCUAUUAGAAAUGGUCGCAGAUGAAGGCAGGGUCGUCUUCAAGCUCUUUCAGCAUCCAUCCAUGGCCAUCGUGAAAGGAGCUGGCAUGGUGAUGAAAGCCAUCAUCGAAGAGGGCGAUGCAGAGAUUGCCGCUAAGAUGCAGGACCUCGCACUAGCUGAAGGAGCGCUGCCGAAGCAUCUACACACCGCCAUGUUCACGCAGGGUAACGAUAGUCGGAUGUUGACGAUACGACAGCUCAGUCGCCAUCUGGUGGGACUGUGGGUCACUGGGCAUCCGACGGCGAUGGGGCUGCUUAGACGCAUACUGCCAAGUGGACUGAUGGCUUAUCUCGACUCGAUGGACCCAGUCCCAGAGAACGAGGAAGAUCGUCUUCACACGCGGGACAACCUCAAGAUGGCUGUUGAGGACCACGCCAGGAAACAGCGACUGAACCCUCAUCUACGCAUGAUUGAGAGGAAGGUGGAGCAUAUUCUGAUGCAUUGGAGGUCUAGGAUAGGUCUCGAGUCACGCAAACAGAAUAAGGAUGAGAAACCUAUAGUACUUAGGAAGAGGCGUCAACGAAUCAAAAGUGAGGCCAACUGGCCGCUGUUCUACUACUACUUCAACAAGGACCAUGCCAAGUCCAAUCUUAUAUGGAAUUAUAAGACUCGAGAAGAAUUACGCGAAGGGCUCGAGAAUGAGAUGCGAGCAUUCAGCGUGGACAAGGACCUCAGCGCAAGCCAUGUGAUCUCAUGGAACCAUCAGGAGUUUGAGGUUCAGUAUACGAGCCUCAACGAGGAGAUUAAAAUAGGUGACUAUUACUUGAGGUUACUGUUAGAAGAAGAUGAUCAAGAAACUGAAGAAACCAGUGCUAUCAAAAAGUCAAACGAAUUCUUCAAUGAUCUCUACCACCGGUUCCUACUCACCCCCAAGACUCACAUGAAGUGCAUGUGUCUGCAGGCGCUAGCGAUCGUCUACGGCAGGUGCCAUGAAGAAAUAGGAGCAUUCAAUGACACGAAGUACAUUGUUGGCAUGUUGGAGCGGUGUACAGACCGGAUGGAGCGGGACCGGCUGCUGAUAUUCAUCAACCGGCUGCUAUCACACCGGAAAAACGUGAAAGAAUUCCUCGAUGCCCACGGUGUGAAGAUCCUUGUCGACCUCUUGACCCUUGCUCAUUUACAUACCACUCGUGCUACAGUACCAAUGCAGACCAAUUUGUUGGAGGCGUCUCCUGACAUGUACAGCCGGGACACAGAGAAGGAGUGGUACUUUGGAAACAAGGAGAAAGAACGGCUGGGCCCGUACAGUUAUCAGGAGAUGAAAGAACUCUGGGAAGUGGGGACGGUGAAUGCUAAAACGCGGUGCUGGUCCCAGGGCAUGGACGGGUGGCGACCCCUCCUGACGGUCCCACAACUCAAGUGGAGCCUCCUCGCCACUGGACAGGCUGUCAAUAACGAAACAGACCUUGCCAUUCUUGUCCUGAAUAUGUUGAUCAAGAUAUGUGAAUACUACCCGAGUAGGGAUUCCGAUGGUGCUAUUAUCCGACCGCUGCCUCGAGCAAAAGCAUUGCUCUCCGAACCCGUGGCACUACCACACAUUGUACAGCUGCUGUUGACGUUCGACCCAAUCCUUGUGGAGAAAGUGGCCACGUUACUCUACCACAUCAUGCAGGACAAUCCAAGCCUCCCGCGCAUCUAUCUGACCGGUGUCUUCUUCUUCAUCAUGAUGUACACUGGCGCUAACGUACUACCCAUCGCCCGAUUCCUCAAGUAUGCUCACCUAAAACAGGCAUUCAGAUCGGACGAAAACAAGAGCUCAGAUGUGAUAUCGCGGAGCGUGCUGGGCCACAUUAUGCCCGAGGCUAUGGUCUGGUACUUAGAGAACCACACAGCAGAGAAGUUUGCACAAAUCUUCCUUGGAGAGUUUGAUACGCCAGAGGCUAUCUGGAGUAGCGAAAUGAGACGUAUGAUGAUUGAGAAGAUAGCAUCUCACCUGGCCGACUUCACGCCUCGCCUCCAAAGUAACACUCGCGCCCUGUAUCAGUAUUGCCCAAUACCAGUCGUUAACUAUCCUCAACUCGAGAGCGAACUCUUCUGUAAUAUCUACUACUUGCGCCACCUGUGUGAUGUACAUAAAUUCCCUGAGUGGCCCAUCAACGAACCAGUGGCACUGCUGAAGGAUAUCUUGGAAGCCUGGAAGAAAGAAGUCGAAAAGAAACCUCCGUCCAUGUCCAUUGAAGAUGCUUAUGAGGUACUCCGUCUGCCCAAGGGAGAGGGAGGGCAUUUGGAAGCCAAGAUCCGAAAAGCCUACUUCAAAUUGGCCCAGAAAUACCAUCCAGAUAAAAAUCCUGAAGGACGGGAUAUGUUUGAGAAGGUGAACAAAGCUUAUGAGUUUCUGUGCAGUAAAACCAAGGUCACAGAUGGACCAGAUCCCGCCAACAUUGUACUCAUUCUCCAGGCGCAGAGUAUAUUGUUUAGCAGAUACAAAGACGUGCUCGAGCCGUACAAAUACGCCGGUUACCCGAUGCUCAUCAAGACCGUUAAGAUGGAGACAAACGAUGAACAGCUGUUCUCCAAGUCGGCGCCCAUCUUGGCUGCGUCGAGUGAGCUCUGUUACCACACCGUCAACACGUCCGCUCUCAACGCAGAGGAGCUAAGGAGGGAAAACGGCAUUGAGAUCCUGCAAGAUGCUUACACUCGUUGCGUGUCCACAUUGAGUGCAAUGACGAAACCUGAAGAGCUCGCUGUUCAAGUGUGCGCUCACAUCACAAGGUGCUAUUCUGUCGCGGCGGCAUUUGAGGGCUCGAGAGAAAAGAUCCAAGAACUACCCGAGAUCAUCAAGGAUCUAUCGAGGAUUUUAUAUUACAAGCAUUUAACCAAACUUUGUGCAGUCGUGACUGACUGCAUCAGUGCCUUUAGCGUGGACUUCUGGCUUCAGACGAGCCUGUAUCAGGCGGGGGCACUCUGGCAUCUGCUGCACUACAUGUUUAACUAUGAUUACACGUUGGAGGAAAGUGGGGUGGAAAGGAGUGACGAGUCAAAUCAACAGGAAGUCGCCAACAUGCUCGCCAAGCUGAGCAUCCGGGCAAGUGCAAGUCUCAGCGGCUACCUCCAGGGAGACGAUGCCACACCAGACAAUCCUGCCGUGAAAAAGUCCUUGAGUGCCAUGUUGACGCCGUACCUGGCGAGAAAGUUAGGGACAGAUCCAGCAGAGGAGGUGCUGAAGAUUUUAAACUCAAAUACAGAGAACCCCUACUUGAUCUGGGACAAUGCCACGAGAGCAGAACUCUGUAAAUUCCUUGAGGAUCAACAAUCGAACAAAAACCGAACGGGUCAGUGUGAUCCUGCCCUGGGCUCGGAGUUCGUCUUCUCUGUGCACGAGAAGGAGUUGAUUAUCGGAGAGAUCUUCGUAAGGAUCUACAACGACCAGCCAACAUUCCCACUAGAGAAUCCCAAGGGUUUCACCAUCGACCUGUUGGACUAUCUGGGAUCGCAAGCGCAAUAUUUACAUUCCUUGAUGGCACUGAGUGCGCAGGACUGCAUCAACGCCACGCAGCAGCAGGAAGGACGGUUAAUACAUGUCGAGUUGGCCCUUGAGGCGCUCAGGAAUGUCAUAAAAAAUAACCCAGGUGGCACCACUAAUCAUAGUUUGGGUGUCGAGAUCCAGUGUAUCGGCCAUUUCAAGCUGUUGUUUGCCUUGCUCAGGUUGACAGGCUGCAACAAGAUACAGCAGUAUGCUCUUGAGGUGAUUUCCAAUGUGACAGGUAACCAAGAGUGUGUGAAAGAUAUAGCUGCUUCAGAGGUGCUCGCCUACUUGCUCAUGAUCAUGGAGACCCUACAAUCUAGUCGAGUCCUUAUCAUUCAGACCCUCUACCCCCUCAUGUCCAGCACCAGGAUCGUGAAAGAGGCCAUGAACAAGGGGGCACUGAUCUAUCUCCUCGAUAUGUUCUGCAACGCCACCAACCCGGCCGUACGAGAACAAAGUGCCGAUCUCUUCGCCAAAGUUCUGAGCGACAAACUCGUUGGCCCGAAACUCCGCUUGAUCAUGAUGAAAUUCCUGCCGCCGAUAUUCAUGGAUGCCAUGAGAGACAAUCCCGAGGCUAGUGUACAUAUGUUCGAAGGAAGCCACGAGAACCCAGAGCUGAUCUGGAAUGACGAGGCUCGGGAAAAGGUGUGCGAUGUGGUCAGAAAGAUGAAGGACAGGCACUACAUGAACCAGAAGGACAAUCCGGACAUCCGCUGGAACAUCCCCGAAGAUUUCAGCGUUGUUUAUUCAAAUGUGCAAGGAGAGAUUGUGAUAGGGGGAGUGUUCCUGCGUCUGUUUGUGGCAAACCCUGGCUGGGUUUUGCGCAAGCCAAAGGAAUUCAUCACAGAGUUGUUGGAGAAAUGGGUGCAGCUUGUUAGUGUACAAAACCCACAGGGUGAGGUUUUGGAGUUGGUCACCUCUGCUAUAGUAUUUUACUUCGCGGCGCAGCCAAGCAUGUUGGAUCAAAUUCCCCAGUUGGGACACGUGCCAAAAAUAUUCAAAUCCAUGUCGUCAAGAAACGAUGCCAUUCCUAAAUCUGCUGUGCAGAUCAUUAGGCAGCUGUCGGAGAACCAGACGUGUGUGCGAUGCAUGGCAAGUUGUACAGACUGUAUUGCUUCCAUGAAAGUGGCCAUGAAGUUAAGGCGGGACAUGAUCGGUGUGGCAUGCGAGGCGUUACACAACAUGUUUGAAUCGGGUGAGGACGAACUAGUAUCACAGGCAUUGAAAUCAGAUAUGAUUCCCUACUUGGUCGGCCUCUUGGACCGAGGCCUGGAGAUCCUGGACAAUCCAGCAGCAACAAAGGCGCAGAUCGUCAAAGCUCUAAAAGCCAUGCUGAAGAGUUUAACAUUUGGUGAAGAGGUGAAUGGCAUUUUGGAGAAGUCGACCGUCUGGAAAGAUUACCGAGAUCAGAAGCAUGAUCUAUUUAUAUCGAACACGCCAGUCGCUGGAUAUCUUACAGGUCCUGGUGUAGCAGGAUAUCUAACCGCCGGGACAACGUCUGCCAAUUCAAUGCCAACAGCACCCCCUCCAGACGAACGCCAUGACUUCCAGUAGAGAUUACGAUGUCCAAUAGAUUCAUUAUUGCUGCAGACACAUUCGACUGCAUGAACAAUUUUGGUGCAUAAUCUUGUGACGAGGCAAAAUGGUGCCCCGUGCCGAAGGGAGCUAGUCACAUACCAAUGAUAUCAAGAUAGGAGAAGAGGACAACAUCUUCUUUUCCUCCUCAUAAUGUUAUUGUUGAUUUGUAAAAGUUUUUUUGUUAUUUUGUUAUUGAACAUUCGUGAAUUAGGGCUGUUGGCCAAAACCAAAUUGCAGUGUUUCGUGACAAUAUUUCGGGGCAGAGUGAAAUUACUUUUAUCAUGAUGUUAGGAUAUUUAUUGUCAAUUGUUUGGGAUCUUUUCUCGAAAUCCCCUGGAUGUGAACUUGUCACGACCAUCGUUAAUAAAUGGGCUAUGAUGCUUCUGUUGCACAUCUAUACACCUGCUCAAAUCAAUUUAGUAUGAAAUUGGCUGAUUCAUUAUUUGGCUGUGAUUGUCGAGAUGGGGGUUAGACAUUUUUUUAUUUGGUUUUCUGUGGGUCACAUGAAAGUUCAUGUUGCCUGGUCCUCAUUAGUAAUCGUUACCUGGACCACAUUUUUUUGGGAUUGACAAGGCAUGAUGUGAACCUGUGCCCCUUGACACUUUAGGCUGUGUACCUGGGCCACAUCGAAUGGCGUGUCACAAGAUCUUGUGUACCUGUUCACCCUUGACACUGCAUUCUAUGAACCUGGGCCCAAUGUUAUGCCAUGUUUAUACACAACACGUUGUGUACUUGGACCACAUGUUAUGCCCUCGAAUCAUGUUAGUUGAACCACAUGUUAGAUUAUAACCUUCGUUUUUUGUACUUAGAGCUUUCUUUGCGUUUUUGAGUGACUUAACACAGGAUAGUCUCUUUGUGCAGAAGAUUAUCAAAAGUGCUAUACAUUCCUCUUCUUUGCAACUUGGCAUUGCAAUGUGCUGAUAAAUGUCUUAAUAUGCUUAUUGCUGUACGGUUGCUAUUCGUCGUCAAAAUUGGAAGAAAAAAGGGAAUUUUGAAGUGUGCCAAACAGUUGCUCAGUUAUCGUUAGAGAAAAACUACAGCAUUAGCUGGACUAAGCGUAACCUCCUUCAGUAAAUUUCAUUUUCAAUAGUACGGUAUGGACUGCACACCAAUGAUUCCGCAAUGCUGAUUGACCAACCGGGCCUGGUAUGUUUUUCUUGGUUGGUCGGUGUAAAGUCUAAGGUUAUAUAUGAUAGUUUUGCAUGCAGUGACGAACAAAAGGACAAUUUACUUAUGUAGGAAAAGGUGUAGACUAUGUAUGGAGAAAUCCACGGAGAAAAUGAAAACUGUUGACCCCUUUUUUUUGUGGCCCAAAAUGUUUGCGAUAACGUCCUUUUCAGAUUUUGCUUAAGUUAUUGCCGCUAUAUAUAGGGUUCAUGUUCUAAUGAUAAAACCAUUAAGUUAAAAAUUGUCAAGUUUGUGAUUGUACCCCCUCGCGCAAAAGGCUUGCAAAAAUAUGGAGGUUUACAGUGCUGCGUUAGUUGUGCGCCUUGCAAAAAUUGGUAUUUUCUUUUCGGGUAUGUCUGAAAAUAAAAUUGUAUUCCAGAAUGUAUUGUUGAUUGACAAACAAACUGUUUGGUUUUGUGCGAGUUUUAAUAUCAGGUGUUAAAAACUCAACAAAAGGAUAGAUAUCAGCGUGUAUAUAUAGCUAAGAAGCUUUGUCAAUUCUAUGAUACUUUCAACCGAAUUGGCACCUUCAGGUUUGGAUAUGAAGGACAUGAUCGAAUCAUCAUAAGAUAGAUCGUUUUGAGUGGGAAGCCCGAGUUACACGGUAGGAUAUCCGCUGACCGGAACAAAUCUGCAAAAGAUAGAUCAUUUUGAGUGGGAAGCCCGAGUUACAGGGUGGGAUAUCCUCUGACCGGAACAAGUCCCCAAAAGAUAGAUCAUUUUGAGUGGGAAGCCCGAGUUACAGGGUGAAAUAUCUGCUGACUGGAACAAAUCGGCGAAAGAUAGAUCAUUUUGAGUGGGAAGCCCAAUUUACAGGUUGGGAUAUCCUCUGACCGGAACAAGUCUGCAAAAGAUAGAUCAUUUUGAGUGGGAAGCCUGAGUUACAGGGUUGGGUAUCCGCUGACCGGAAAUAUGUGUGCUCUACUUUAGACGGUUUACCUCACAUGUAUUGUAAAUAGAGAACUAUAAAUGUGUAUUUUCAAAAGAAUGUGCUAGUCGCCAAAAUUGGAACAUUUUUGUAGAAAAUGUGCUUUGUAUAAUUCUGAGGUGCCUGUCUGAAUGUGAAUGAUAUCAAGUUGUAUCAUUUAUGGAAGCUGUGUAGUAUUACUUUGUUCAUGUGCUGGAUGUCUACAAUGACUUUCAGUUGAAAUAAGCUGCUUCUAGUUGAGAUGCCUGUCUGAAUGUGAAUGAUAUCUUCAAUAAGUUGUAUCAUCUAUUGAAGCUGUCUAUUGUUACUAUUUCCAUAUUAGGGAGAUGUCGACAGUGGCUUUCAGUUGAAUGAAGCUGCCUCUGUCUUAGUUAAACAUGUUGUUAAUGAUGUUAGUCUAAACAUUCAUAGUCACAAGGAAGAGAGUAUAUAUUUUGCGUAUUUCAGGAUUUAAUUUCUCGAAUGGAGGCGAGCGAUAAAAAUGACAUCACGUGUUGGUCUCUUCUUUUUGGCAUCAACUAAUAAAAAUCUGACCCGAAUAUGUUAAUGCCUGAAGACCCUCUUUUGAGAGAGGGGAGAGGUUCCAGAGAGAGACGAACAGUGUUAAUUUUUUGGCCUCAAGACUAUUUUGACAUGCUCCCUAAAUAUUCGGUCGCAAAUUAAGGGGGGAAAUUUGUUUAAAAUUUGUUGUCUUAUUUUAAUCAGACGACAUUUGUUCAACUGUUGAUUGUCCUUGUCUGCUGAGAAGAUUGUGACCUUCAGCACUUAAGUGAUGGUGACCUCGAUCUUCAAGGUGACUGUAACCUUAAACCCGCAGUGACCUUGAAUGGUGAGGUGAUGUUGAUCUUGAAAACCCUGAGGUGUUGGUGAUCUUGAAUUCGGAAGUGAAGACCUUGAACAUGAAGGGGAUUAUGACCUUGAAUUUAAAGUUAACAGUAACCUUGAUCCAUGAGGUGGUUGUUACCUUGAAAUUGAAAGCAACAUGAAUCUUGGAUGACCUUUAACUUCAAGGCGAUGGUAAUCUUGAAUUCCAAGGUGAUUGAAGGUUAUGCUGACCUUGAACUGUGAGGGGUGACCUUGAAAUCUGAGGGGUUACCUUGAUUUCCAACGUGAUUGUGACCUUAAACUUGAAAAUGAUGAUGACCUUGGACCCCAAGAUGAGUGUGACCUUUAACUCUAUGGGGAUUCUAUGUUAGACUGCAUCCUAUCCAAGUAUGUUCUGAUAUUGUAAGAAACUGUAGAUUGUGUGUAAGAUAGUAAUUUUAAAUGACAACAAUCAAAAAUAUAAAUUGAAAAUAAAUACGAUAUUUCAUA
Molecule: messenger RNA, 10293 nt
Organism: Lineus longissimus
Lineage: Eukaryota; Metazoa; Nemertea; Pilidiophora; Heteronemertea; Lineidae
Product: dnaJ homolog subfamily C member 13-like
Exons: 47
Coding region: 123-6860 (2245 amino acids)
Biological process (GO): endosome organization; regulation of early endosome to late endosome transport; receptor-mediated endocytosis
Cellular component (GO): endosome membrane
Source: RefSeq, a predicted model, not a curated record